Solea senegalensis (Senegalese sole) is the source of this 4315-nucleotide messenger RNA. RefSeq names its product PHD finger protein 24 (gene phf24). Lineage: Eukaryota; Metazoa; Chordata; Actinopteri; Pleuronectiformes; Soleidae. The record is from RefSeq and is a predicted model, not a curated record. Bases 471 to 1739 code for a protein of 422 amino acids. The transcript has 9 exons.
AGAGAAAGAGAGAGAGAGAGAGGGAGCCAUAAAUCCCUGACUGAAGUUGUCCUGUGUUUAGUCCGCGAGUCUGCCUCCCUCUGGCUGUUUGUGUAGAUGCUGAAGGAGCAGCUGAGGAAGAAGAAGAAGGAGGAGGAGGAAGGAGGAAGGAGGAAGGGUGUGGGGAGGAGGAGAAGAUUUCAGCACCGGAGCUGUCCACGCACGGAAGAAGAGACGAGCUGCUUUCCACACUGAGUGAACACGCGCUCCGUGGGACUGUGACGCUGAGGAGGGGAAGGAAUAACAAACUAGUGUGCCAUUCAUUCAUUCACUCAUCCGUCCAUUCAUUCGUUCAUUCAUUCAUCUCUCUGCGGGGCUGCGAGUACAGACUUCAUUCUCCGGUGUAAAGUCCUGCCAUGCUGCACCGCCGGGUCUGAGACAGGAAGGACAAAGUGUGUGUGUGUGAACAUCAGCUUCUUUUCUCACAAGCCAUGGGAGUGCUCAUGUCAAAGAAGCAGCAGGUGGAGAAGGUGCAGAAAUGCACCGCCGUCGUCUCUGCCUUCCAGGCCGGCAUCAAGGACCGCCCUCCUACGACUAAACCGGCAGAUGGAGAAGAGGAGGAAAGCGACGGCCCUGCCAGAACCUCAGCAAAUCCUGAGGAGAAGAAUAAAGACGAGGCAGACAAGGAGGAGACGGAGGGCAACGCAGCGCCGUCGACCUCCCGCCAGGCCUCGCUUCAGACGAGGGACGAGUGCAAGGUCAACCAAGAGGCUUGGUCCAGGUUACGCGACGGGAAGGGAGUGGAGCCCGAAGAUCUCGACAAGACCCAUCAGCUCACGCCGCCUGCCUUCGUCCGGCCUAAGCGGGAAGCUGACGAUGACCAGCCGGUAGAGGUGGAGCUGGAAAAGAAAGAACAGCCACCACGAGACGAGAUGUGUGACGUAUGUGAGGUGUGGACGGCCGACGACCUGUUCCCCUGCAGGAUCUGCACGCGCGUCUUUCACGACGGCUGCCUGAGGGAGUUGGGCUACCUGCGCGCCGAGGCCCUGCAGGAGAUGAGAGACACGGCCCACACGGUUCCAGGCUGGAGCUGCUACUAUUGUGAUAAUCUGAAUCUACUGUUAACAGAGGAGGAGAUGUACAGCCUGAUGGAGACCUUCAAACAGUGCAAGAUCAUCCCCGAGUCGUGUCUGGUGUCGGAUGAGCUGCUCCAGUACCGCCACUUUGUCUCCAAGCUGCAGUUUGAUAAGGACCUGACCGACGAACAGGAGGAGGAAGUCCUGGGCCAGUUUGCGGCGCUGGAUCCUGAGAAGAAGGGUCACAUCGAGUGGUCGGACUUCCUCUACUUUGAGUCCCUCGCGAUGCUGAGGAAGUUCCGCACAGAGAACUCAAUGGUGCGCCUGUUGACCGCCAAGGAGAGAGAUAAAGCCCGGUCUGUGUUCCUGGGACUGCAUCUGGAUAAAGACGGCAUGAUCACACGGGCAGAAUGUCGCCAGGCUCAGCAGUCCUGGUUCCACAACCUGAACAAGGACUCACAGUCCUGCAACGUGAGACUCAUGGGACUCUGCUCUCCUAUGAAUUGUGGCAUCAGUCAAGUGGGCCCCAUAUGUGAGAGCAGUCCAGGAAGCUCUGGCAGUGAGAAGAGCAAGACUGGUGACAGCAGGCCAGUGACCUGGGCAGACUUUUUAAGGGAGAGUGCCAUCUAUAUUUUGGCCGCACGUCCCAAUAGCUCUGCCAUGCACAUUCCUCUUCCUCUAUAGUCCUGGACCUUCCGCCGCAACCAAGCAGAGCAAGGAGAGAGCGAGAGAGAGAGAGGGGGAGAAGUUGUACUCGACAGUCUACAGAUGAGAGGAAGAAGAAGAAGAUCGAUGUGGUGGCAUGACGACACGGUGAAGGAAUGAACAGCGUGAAGCAGCGAGAGAUCAAGUCAUCUCUCUUCCUCUGCGUCAAAUCAAUCCACGGCACGACACAGUGAAGACACAAGUGACAGCAGCUGUCACCGCCCCCCCCAUCCCCCAACCUUCAAACUCUUCAAAAACCUCACAACUUCCAAGUAAAAAAAACACAAAUAAGAGUUCAACAUAGUAUGAGGAGGAGACUAACCCACUCAUCUCUCAUGCAGUGCAUCAGUGAGUCAGCUUAUUUCUGCAAAUUUGAGUGGAAACAUUAUCCACACAAUCACUCAGUUACACUAUUUAAUUGGACUAAAGUGUAAGCACUAGCAGGAAAUGUGUCCACAUCCUCUACACUAGGUGGCGAUACACCCCCAUUUAGCAUAUUAGUAGUAGGUGGUGUCCGGUUUAGAUGGCGGUUAGUUGUUAGCAUGUGGAGCACCAUCCCGAGUCUUCCUACUGUUCAUGAACUUUAACAUUUUUGAUUCUUUGAGCUGAUAAACUCACCUUUUUUUUUUCUGUGAACCAGCUUCCUCUGUUAUUUUAGGGUCACAGCUGGGGGAGGGGCAACUGCGGGGCAUGUGCAGAGCGCUCAAGCUAGCUUCAGCCAAACUGAACAUAUACAUGCGCUAAGUAGCUUGACUCCCACGCAUUAUCUGGGUGUAUGAAGUCCUAUUUGGACGGGAUUUGUUUUACAUGCGAUGGUGUUGUAAAGUCAUUAUUAUCAGAGCUUCUAAAUUUUAGUCCCGUCAAAUGUACCAUGUCAGUACAAUCACAUUACAGUGACUUUUAACUGGGAACAAUUACCCCGGGUAAUACUAAAUUCCCGUGUUUUUCCCACAUUUUAAAGCAUGGAUCGAGGCCCUAUGUGGAUGACUGUCUUCACUUGUGAUAUCAACAACAAGCGUAGCACAAACAUGACGAAAGGAGGUGACAGCGGUGUAUAAAUGGAGCGCCACUCGGUCUCAGGGAAGUCGGGGUGAAGUUGUUUGCGCAUAGCCAGUGCCGGGUUGGGGAUCACCAGGUUCGCUAACCCCCUUGCCCAACGAAGGGGGUAGUAGUCAGGGCCCUUGUUGGUGCACCGGGUUACUAGGGUGAUAGAACAUGUGCCUUGUCUGGGGGGGUCACUCUCUGUGGGAGCGCACAGAACUGGUUGUAGCGGUGGUAAAGGGCUCCUGGGAAAGACAGUAUACCCCGAUUUACUCCUCCCAAUUGUGGUAGUUUUACUGAGAUGUCUUAUCCUGUGCGAAUUGGCCAUUAAUAUUACAGAUGUCCUGUGGUGAAAUUACAUUACUCCACCCUCCCCCAUGUAAAAUUAAUCCAGUCCGAAUAGGGCUUUCAUUUUAUCCAACUUAGUACAAAUUCAUUCUAAAAUGGCUAAAAUGUUAACGUGUAUUUGUAAAGUCUGGUUUCUGGUCGGAGUAACACAAUAAUCCGUUGUUUUUCUGACAUAAUGCAAACGUAGUGACUCACACAACACAUCUUUUCAGCCAACAUGCUACGUAACCGACCUCCUGCUGCAGGUACAUUUAUCUGACAGGUUGUUACUCUUUCAAGUAGUCGCUCCUCCAGGGCCUCAUCGGGUCCUCAUAAUAACGCCAUGCUUCUGUAAUGGUUUUGUGUUUUCCACCAUCAAAACUGUUAAUCACACAGAGGCACACAUGCAAAUUCAUUACUGGUUCUGUCUGACAAAUGGAUUCUCUCCCGGGAGACGAUGAGGCUGCAGCUGCCAUGUUCACAUCAACAUAUACCGAACAGGAAUGAUAGCUAUCCGCGUACGUACUAUACCACAACUGCUACAUACCCAUGUGAAUCAUUAUGAUGCUUUAAAGAAAAAAGAAAUACAUAUUUAUUCCUGUAUCCUCUGGUGUAUCCUUUGUUUUAUUCUCACUCUCAUCCCAGAAUCUACAGUCUAUGUUCUCCUUAAUGUGAAAUAAAAGAGUAGGACGUGAAAUCUAAGCCAGUGAAUGACUUGUGUAUAUACUGCCAUACGUAUUGUACGUUCUGUCCCCGGUGUGCUCUCUGAGCUUCACUACAACGAGAUGGAAACAUCUGCUCCGGUGCCAUUGUUUGCACUGCGGGAUAUGAGAUGUAGUCGGACGACUCUGUGACAUAAUCCUGAGCGGAAAUAGGAAAAGACAAUGGCAGAUCCAGUGCAGACAGUUGUGUCUUUUGUUCAUAUGCAGACACACUAUUUAAGACUUCGUAUUUAAGGCGUAGCGUGUGGAUACUACGAUGUUUUACAACAAUUUCAAUGCACACAAGCCUGUCCUUAGAAUCACUGGGAAAACAAAAUAGAGCCUCAUGUAGUGUUUAUGCCAUGUAACGAAGGUUCUGCGCACCGGGUCUCCGUGUCGUGAAUAAAGUACGGUUAUGACAUGAAUGCUGAUCUCAGCGAUCUGUCAGUGUUGAAAUAAAUGCAUGGCAUUUAAUGUCCUUCAUGA